GAGGGAGCGCGGCCCGGCACGGUACGGGAGACACCCCAAGCCGCGCGUGAGCGACCCCGCACCACGCGUCCAGCCGCACGGCCGCGGAGCCGUGCCACGCUGCGAGCCGGCACGCCCCAUCGACCGCUUCCCGUCCAACGCCACGGCAGCGCCACUGCGGCCCCCCGUUCUGGCACGCGAUAAAUCGAGCGCCGAAACACAGAGAGAAAAAUUCACGCUGGGCCCCGUCGUUUUCGGCCGAAGACACCUCGCGGAAACAAAUGCGCCAGCAGCAGUAAUGAGGCGAUGUACAAGGGGAAAUGCUUUGACCGGAGUUUACUAUAGUAUCCCGCGCGCUUUUAUUCGACUUCUCUAUAUAAUCCCGUGCGGCUAGCGUCUUCGCAUCACAAGCCAAGAGUUACUGGAAGAGAGCAGGAUCACAGGAGCGAGAUGGUGACUACGAUAGAGGAUCUGCACGCCGACGUGCUGGCCCGCGCGCUGCGGCGGCUGGACGGCCGGUCGCUGGCUGCCGCGAGCUGCGCGACGGCCGGGCUCCGGGCGCUGGCAGCGGACCCGGAGACGUGGCGCGCGCUCUGCCUCGCCGAGUGGCCGUCACUGGCGGGCGAGCGCCGGCUCCUCGCCGCAGUCCCGCCGCACCGGCUCUUCGCCGACGCGUUCCCGUUCCCGUCCCCGGACGCCGCGGGCCUCGGUGGAGGGGAGGGCGAGCUCGAGCUCCCCGGGGAGCUCGUCUCUGCGGUGGACGUCUACUGCAGGGGCGCGCCCCUGCUGUCCCGCGUGGUGGAGACGCCAGCGUCGUCGUCGUGGUUCCUCGGCUCGCCGUUCCGCGUGGAGGCCGUCGAGCACAAGAAGCCGGCGCUGGAGGCGGUGUCGUCGCCGGCGGAGCUGGAGCUGAGCUGGGUGGUCGUGGACCCCGCCCGCGGCCGGGCGGUGAACGUGUCGAGCCGGCGCGCGGUGGCGGUGGACCGGCACUGGUACACCGGCGAGACGAUGGUGCGGUUCGCGGUGGUGCUGGGCGGGUGCAAGUUCGAGGCCACCGUGACCUGCUCCGAGGGGGCCGGGCACGUCAACGAGGUCAGCCUCGCCGUGGAGGAUGCCGACGGCGCCGCGGUCAGCGGCGAGGGCACGCUGCGGCUUCUUGCCGCGGCAAUGGAAGGGCAGAGGAGGGGAGGCGAGAAAGAGCCGGAGGAGGCGAAGAGGAGGUACGAAGAGUUCGUGAAGAGGAAGAAGGGGAGGAAGGAGAGCAAGGCGCGACGCGAGGCACUCUUGGAUCUGUGCUGCUCCGUCGCCAGCGCCGUCGUCGUGCUGACCUUCCUCGGCGCUGUCGCGCUCCGGUGAUCGGCGCCUGCCGGCUGACGGCCGGACAAGUUCGUGCGCGGCUCUUUUUGGCCGCCGACGAACUCGGCAACAAAUCCAACUACCAUGUAGGUGCACAGGCAUGUCAUCAGAUCGAGUAGCGAACUUUUUUUGUGUUACACCUUUUCCUUAGUAGUAAUAGUUA
This is a messenger RNA of Phragmites australis (common reed), 1498 nucleotides long. RefSeq names its product probable F-box protein At2g36090. The transcript has a single exon. Bases 430 to 1335 code for a protein of 301 amino acids. Gene Ontology annotation, molecular function: protein binding. NCBI's taxonomy places the organism in Eukaryota, Viridiplantae, Streptophyta, Magnoliopsida, Poales, Poaceae. The record is from RefSeq and is a predicted model, not a curated record.